This is a messenger RNA of Phaethon lepturus (White-tailed tropicbird), 1951 nucleotides long. RefSeq names its product periaxin-like. The record is from RefSeq and is a predicted model, not a curated record. The annotation marks the transcript as partial. The transcript is spliced from 4 exons. NCBI's taxonomy places the organism in Eukaryota, Metazoa, Chordata, Aves, Phaethontiformes, Phaethontidae.
GUCACCAACAUCCAACUCCAAGCUGCCGAGGUGACAAAUGUCCAGCUGCAAGCCACGGAGGUGACAAGUGUCCAGCUCCAAGCCCUGCCGCAGCCCUUGGAUGUUACCAACAUCCAGCUCCAAGCUGCUGAGGUGACGAAUGUCCAGCUCCAAGCCCUGCCACAGCCCUUGGAUGUCACCAACAUCCAUCUCCAAGCUGCUGAGGUGACAAAUGUCCAGCUCCAAGCCCUGCCACAGCCCUUGGAUGUCACCAACAUCCAUCUCCAAGCUGCUGAGGUGACAAAUGUCCAGCUCCAAGCCCUGCCACAGCCCUUGGAUGUCACCAACAUCCAGCUCCAAGCUAGUGAGGUGACAAAUGUCCAGCUGCAAGCCCUGCCACAGCCCUCCAAGGUCACCAACAUCCAGCUGCAGGCCACUGAGGUGGCAAAUGUCCAGCUCCAAGCCCUGCCACAACCCUCCAAGGUGACCAACAUCCAGCUCCAAGCCCUAUCACAACCCUUGGAUGUCACUGACAUCCAGCUGCAGGCCACUGAGGUGACAAAUGUUCAUCUCCAAGCCCUGCCACAACCUUCGGACGUCACCAACAUCCACCUGCAGGCCACUGAGGUACCCAACGUCCAGCUGCAGGCCACAGAGGUGACAAAUGUCCAUCUCCAAACCACCAAGGUACCUGACAUCAGUCUCCAAGCCACAGAGGUCCCUAGUGUCCAUCUCCAAACCACUGAGGUCCCUAGUAUCCAUCUCCAAACCACGGAGGUCCCCAGUGUCCAUCUUGAGCCCACAGAGGUGCCCAACAUCCAUCUCCAGGCCACAGAGGUGCGCGAUGUCCAGCUCCAGGCCAUGGAGGUGUCCAACAUCCAGCUUCAAACCACAGAGGUGCCCAGUGUCCAUCUUGAAACCACUGAGGUGCCCAAUGUCCAUCUCGAAAACACUGAAGUCCCCAACAUCCAUCUCCAAGCCACAGACGUGCCCAGCGUCCAUCUCCCGACCACCAAGGUGACCAGUGUCCACCUGCAAGCCAGUGAGGUGACCGACAUCCAUCAAGAAACCGUGGAGGUGCCCAGUGUCCAUCUCCAGGACGCAGAGGUCACCACUGACCCGCUGCAAGCCACUGAGGUGCCCAGCAUCCAUCCCCAAACCACGGAGGUGCCCAGAGUCCAUCUCCAGACCACUGAGGUGCCUAGUGUGCGUCACCAAACCACUGAGGUGCCCAGUGUCCAUCUCCAAGUCACGGAGGUGCCCAGUGUCCAUCUUCAGACCACAGAGAUGACCAAUGUCCAUCUCCAAGACACUGAGGUGUCCAGUGUCCAUCACCAAAUGAUGGAGGUGCCCAACAUCCAUCUCAAGAUCACAGAGGUACCCAACAUCCAACUGAAGACUAUGGAGGUGACAAGUGUCCAUCUCCAGGCCACUGAAGUGCUGAACUCCUGUCACCAAAUGAUGGAGGUGCCCAGCAUCCAACUCAAGACCUCGGAGGUGCCUGAUGUCCAGCUGCAGACCACAGAGGAGGUGCCCAACAUCCAACUCAAGACCAUGGAGGUGCCCAAUGUCCAACCCAAGAUCAUGGAGGAGGUGCCCAACAUCCAGCUCAAGACCAUGGAGGAGGUACCCAAUGUCCAACUGAAGACCAUGGAGGUAUCCAACAUCCAGCUCAAGACUAUGGAGGUGCCCGACAUCCAACUCAAGACCAUGGAGGAGGUACCCAACAUCCAGCUCAAGACCGUGAAGGUGCCCAACGUCCAGCUUAAGCCCAGAGAGGUUACAAAUGUCCAUCUCCAGCCCAUGGAGGUGACAAAUGUCCAUCUCCAGGCCGCAGAGGUGCCCAACGUCCAGCUGCAGCCCCCCGAGGUGCCUGUGGCAGGGGGGAGUCUGGCCCCCCCCCCAUCCCCACGGCUGGCGGUGGUGGGGGCAGUUGGGGGUCUGCCCCCUGUGCUGCUGCUGCGAGGGGCUG